AUGGAGCGAAGAAUGAGGUUUUGGGUUGUUGCACUAAUAGUGAAAGUAUGUAUGAUUAUAACAAUGACAAAGUCAAAGGGUCAAGAAGAUUAUGGGGUACAAUGGGCUUUCCUAAUUGCUGGUUCCAAAGGUUAUAGAAAUUAUAGACACCAAGCUGAUGUAUGUCAUGCAUACCAAGUAUUAAGAAUUGGUGGUCUUAAAGAUGAAAAUAUCAUUGUUAUGAUGUAUGAUGAUAUUGCUUAUAAUAAAGAAAAUCCACACCCCGGCUAUAUAGCUAAUAAACCCCAUGGGAUAAAUGUUUAUUUUAAUGUUCCCAAGGAUUAUACAGGAAAGGAUGCAACUAAAGAAAAUUUUUACGCAGUGCUUAGCGGAAAAAAAAGUGGUGUUAAGGGAGGUAGUGGUAAGGUGCUGGAUACUAACCCAGAUGAUACCAUUUUCAUUUUCUUUUCUGGCCAUGGUAACACUGGCCUAAUAGCACUGCCAGAUGGGAGAACUGUAUAUGCCGACAGAUUCAUUAAUACAUUGAAAGCGAAAAUCAAUUACAAUAAAAUGGUGAUAUACCUAGAAUCAUGUAAUGCUGGGAGCAUGUUUCAAGGGCUUCUUCCAAAUAAUCUGAAUAUUUAUGCAACCACAGCUUCCAAUCCAUUUGAGAAUAGUUACGCAUUUUACUGUCCAAAGAGGCAAAGUUCUCCACCUCCUCAAUAUACAGUUUGUUUGGGUAAUUUGUACAGCAUUUCUUGGCUUGAAGACAGUGAACAAAAUGAUAGAGAAUCUGAAUCUUUGAAUCAACAAUAUUUGAAGAAAUUGUCAAGCUUGGACAUUGGUGGUGAGAUAUUGCAAGCAAUUGGUGGUUUAAGAAACUUGCAAUCCAUUUAUUCGUGGGAUUACAUCUUCAUCAGACAUUUCUACAAAAAUAGCUUGAGGUUAGAAGGGAAAAAAAUAAGUCAGAGGAUGAAGUAUUUGCAAGAUUUAGUGUCAGGAUGCAACAAAAUUGCAGGCAAAGCUGAAAUGCUUGAUGAAAUAAUUAACUAUAUGUUUAGUCUCUUCAACUUCAAGUUGAGUUGGAAAAGGCACCAAGCUCAAAUUGAGUUAGAUGAUGAAAUUUCUCGUAGAAAACAUGAGGACCAGAGUGUAUAUCUCAUAUGGAAAAUUUUGUUUGGAGAAGACACAAGAUCUAUUAUGAUGGCAAAUCUCCGUUCAGAUGCUCAACCUCUUGUAGAUGAUUGGAAUUGUCUUAGAAUACUUAAAAAAACAGCAGCGGCAUCUCAAGUUUGUCGUGUUCCUUAAAUUUCCUUAAAUUUUGCAUGUGAUCUUUCUCUUUUAUAAAAUUUGUGUACCCAUUGGAGCAAACCUCAAGUUUCAUAUCUCCACGUUAUAUAUACUACUAGUAUGUGAUAUCACUCAUAUGUGAGACUUUUUUA
Messenger RNA from Cicer arietinum (chickpea), 1421 nucleotides. NCBI's taxonomy places the organism in Eukaryota, Viridiplantae, Streptophyta, Magnoliopsida, Fabales, Fabaceae. The record is from RefSeq and is a predicted model, not a curated record.